CGGAGCGGGCAGACUGGGAGCAAGUUUGGGUGAAGGAGUCAGGGCCAGUGUCCGCUCCGCACCGGGAGGGAGACACCGCACACGGGCUCGAGUCCGUGGGGGGGGGGUUGGCUGAUACCGCCAGCUUAGUGCGUUAUUGCCUCAGCAAGACAAGAAAAACAACGAGGAAACACUAUAGAGGAAAAACGUUUUAAGGAGAUAUUAUCUGGACAAGACAUCUGUUCUUUCUCCCUCCCUUAAGACCUUCAGGAGAACGACCACCCAAAGAAAAUAUCACUUGACCAAGCUUUGCUAAUACGCGAUGCACCUUGAUCCUCAGAAAAAAAAUCGACAACGGUUGUUUUUUCUUAUGACCUCCGGUACUGGACUUCAACCUGAAGAUUACGGACACUGUUUCAAGUGUUGACACAGUUAGGUUCUCGACUAAGAGUAAUAAUGUCAAUCCUUAAAAGUAACGUUAUCUAGGCUGUUUGUUGCCCUAUUUCUUUUGUCACGGUCGGCUUUUUUCACGGUCGGCUUUUUCUUGAGCCUUCUAUUAAGCUUCUGCGCAGUUUUCUCCUUAUUUUUGUUGCUCCUGUCUGUUUUGUAACGACAAUGAUCUGACAGUAGACCGCUACAGAGCCAGAUUGCUAAACCGUGACGCGACGUGUAUUCAGGCGUAAAGAGUAACCCGAUUCACCGACGGACAAUUAUAAAAAUACAUUUUUUUUAAACUAAACAAAGGAAUUUGUAUAACCACUCUAAUAGGAAAGUUUUACGACGCUUCGAGUCGAAGCCAGCUCGACAAUAUUGAUUUCUCAGUUUCUCCAAAGGUCAGAGGCUCUGGGCUGCAUCCAUGCUUUCAUUAGAUGAGCCACUGGACCUGAAGCUGCCCAGAGGGCACAUUAAUGGGCGGAGCAGAGGCUCCAAGUCACCGCCCACUCUUACCUCCUCUCGGAUCCAUACCAAGAGGGUUGGGCAUCUGCCAGUUGCUGAUGAUGAGACAGCGGAUACUGUUCCAGCCUCCCCCCACAUAGGUGUACCCAUGGUGCCCCAGGAGAAGCCUGAACUCCGCACACCUCCUGCAGUGGACCUCAGUAUGUCUCCGUCCUCUCGUCACACACCCUGCUCCCCUGAGCUCACUAAUGGAAAUGGCUCCUCUCAUUUGUUCUCAGGGGACUCUGCUCACAUCCGUUAUGUUGAGGGAGGGGCCCCUUCACAAGCCUUCCAGUUCUUUUUGCCAAUUGGAGGAGGAGGAGGGCUCCAUUUGCCAUCCUCAAUGUUUAUUGGCCAGCCCAAGGACAAAAGGGCCUCCCCUGAACUUUCAGGAGACGAACAGCUGUCCUGUCGAUGGAGGAAGUGCCAAUUGCUUUUUGACUCCUUGCAAGAUUUAGUGGACCAUGUAAAUGACUGUCAUGUAAAGCCUGAGAGGGAUUCUGGGUAUUGCUGCCAUUGGGAGGGUUGUGCACGCAAAGGACGCGGCUUCAAUGCGAGGUACAAAAUGUUAAUCCACAUUCGUACACACACCAAUGAGAAGCCGCACCGCUGUCCUACCUGCAACAAGAGCUUUUCACGUCUGGAAAACCUCAAGAUCCACAAUCGUUCACACACAGGUGAGAAGCCCUACAUUUGCCCUUAUGAAGGCUGUAAUAAGCGCUACUCAAACUCCAGUGACCGCUUCAAGCACACCCGUACGCACUAUGUUGACAAGCCGUACUACUGCAAGAUGGCUGGCUGUCUGAAGCGUUACACGGAUCCAAGUUCUCUGCGAAAGCACAUCAAGGCACAUGGGCAUUUCGUGGCUUCACAGGAGCAGCAGACAAGCCCAGGAGGGGGGGUUGGAGGACGAGGAGGGGGUGGGGGCUCACCCGUGCUGAAGUCGUCUCACGUCACAGGGAAGGAGUCUGAGCUGAGCUACGCCCAUAUCAUCCUUCCAAGUGCAGCAGCUGCUCUCCUAGGCACCUCUCUGCCCUUGUCUCCUCUGAGUCCUCGACCCCUGGACCUGAGCAUGCUGGGAAGUCCCAGUUCACCUGUCCUGUCCUUCAAUGGCAUGGCCAAGUCACCGUUGCUGCCCCCUGCCUUCUCGACCUCAGCAUUUGGCUUGCCUGUGGUGCCCGUGUUGUGCUCAGAUCACAGAGGACAAGCAAAGGGCAGUUCUAGAGUGAAUGAGGGUGAGGACGAAAGCCCUAGGAGCAUCCUCAACCUCUCCACAGGAGCGUCCCAUGACCCCUUGUCCUGGGUCGUCAUACCUUCAGGCUCUUUAAUGUUGAAGCCAGCUGUGGUCAACUGAGAAGGAUCCUCUAAUCAUUCCAGAGGGAAGGAAGUGGGGAAAGGGGCUGAUUUUCCGUUUUCAUAAAUUAACAACUGUCUACAGCCCUCUGAUGCGACAUAUCUACCCAUUAAUUUCGAGCAUUGUCAUUUUAGUUUUGCAUCUGUUCAUUACCAAAGGCACGUUUCCACUGACGUUCCAAAAUCUUUUUAAGAAACUAAAGGGUUCUAUAAUGAUCAUGUUACUGAAUAAGUGAAUACUGUUUAAUGUUUUAACCACACUGCAAAACUAUGACCAUGUAACAAUGACACAGCAACAGAGCGAACACAGAGCAAGCUGAGAUUUACAUCAGCCUUUAUUGAUUUUGCCUCACAGUAAUAUAGUUUUUCAAAACCAUCAGACAAAUUUGUAUGCUAAACUUGCCAUCAUCAGGCCACUAAAAUGGUGUAUAAUAUGCACUGCUGCAUUUUGUUACGGACCAUCCUCUGAAUAAUAUGUAACUAGUUUUAAUUUGAGCUUAAACAUACAAGGACAUUGUAUAAUUUUAAAUAUGUUUUUCAAACAGAAAGAAUUCCUUUUUUCAACAAAAACUGGUUUCAAAAUUAUUGGUACCCUUACAAUUUAUAUAUAUGAGUCUCUUCCUACAAUUAUUUUUGCUUUUUUUUUUUUAAACGAAAGGUGCCAAUAAUUCUGGAAGGUACUGCAAAACACAAUUUACUGUGAUUUAUUGUUUGUUAUCUAAAGCAGAAUUUUAAAAUCAUGGAUAAAAGGGUCAUUCUGUGAAAUUUUUGUCUAGGGCAUUUAGUACAGCCAGCUCCACACCAGUAGUUCCUGGACCAUAGAGAAGUAUCUACUCUGGAGACAUUACAGUUCAAAACAAGCCAGUUGACUUGUUGGUUACAAUGUUAUCAGAAAAUUCCUGGCCUGUUAGAUUCAUACACUAACACAUGCACAGAUACAGGGGCUUCGAUCUGUUAGUUACAUAGAAAAGCGCAUGUGCAGUAGCUGGAGCAACCUGAAUUCUUUUAUUGAGCUAAAAAUUUACAUUAUUAACGCUAUUUUCAUAGCCAUUUCAAAUCUGUGUUGGAAGAGUCAUCUAGUUGAUCCAGUUCUGGUAUAUAUGUCUCUCCCUAUUCAAGUAGAUAGGAGCCUGCUUAUUGGCGUGGACCUUUCUACAACACAGGAACUAAUAUCUAGGGGUGAAAGCAUGCUUAAAAACUUCGUUAAAAGAGUGGAAACGUAUCUUAUAUGAACAGAGACAGGGUGUAAAAGAUAAUACCAGUGGCCCAAGGACCAUCACAGGCUCUCACUCUUAGUUUUCUUGCUAUUUUUUUUUUUUUUUGCUCUCUGAAAGUACAAACUGGAGUCUUUAAGAGUCUAUACCGGUGUUUCAGUAAGCACUCAGCUGUUUCUAUAUAUUUAUAUGUAACAGGCAUCUCUGGACGCCAGUGUGUGUGACACACUAAGUACACCAUCUUAUGUAAUGAUUCUUAGUUUGGCAUCACUCUUUGGUGAACUGUAAAACUCUUUGAAGGCUUUUCUUAUGAUUAUUCUGAUAAUGCAGGUAAAAAUUACAUCCAUGUAAUUUUUAUUCAGGCAAUGCCACACUGAUUCCUUCAGCUUUGGCAGAGGAGCUUGGGUGGUAGGUUAAUUAUUGUUCAUUUAGUUCAGAGGACAGCAUUUCAUAGGGCUAUUUUAGUCAUAAAGAGAUACCAUUCAUUUACCCACAGACAGACAAACCUCUAGUGAGAGCUGCUACACUGUCUGGCUAACUGCUAGUCUAUUACAUUGAACAGAGACUUCAGGUUGGAUACAUGUAUACGUGUACAGUCUGUCCUCUCAGAAACAGCCAACCAGCAUUAUUUACAUAAAGGCAGGUUUGAGUCUGGCUUAAAUUAGAUGGUAACAGACACAAGACUCAGAGCUGAGUUUUAAGGUAGACAAAGGUGUUAUAUUUUGCUUACCACCUCAAUGUAGAUGACUAAUGCACUAAUGCAUAUGUGGCACUAAUGCCACCUGUUGGACAUUUGUUUUAAUGACCUCACACACACUAUGCUAGCACAGCAUGGCACAGAUAAAUGUUCUUUAACUGACAGGAAAUGUCAGAAAAACAGCCACACUGUGCUUUACAUAAAACACUCACAUGCAGACAUACACAACUGGUGUGCGGUACAGGCCUCUGGGUCAAAUGUGAUGUUGACACAAAAUGACUCUUGCAGGCAAACACACUGUGCCAAAAAAAAAAAAGAA
Messenger RNA from Pangasianodon hypophthalmus (striped catfish), 4498 nucleotides. RefSeq names its product GLIS family zinc finger 2b (gene glis2b). Gene Ontology annotation, molecular function: DNA-binding transcription factor activity, RNA polymerase II-specific; RNA polymerase II cis-regulatory region sequence-specific DNA binding. Bases 836 to 2269 code for a protein of 477 amino acids. The transcript is spliced from 7 exons. The record is from RefSeq and is a predicted model, not a curated record. Gene Ontology annotation, biological process: smoothened signaling pathway; regulation of transcription by RNA polymerase II. Gene Ontology annotation, cellular component: nucleus. NCBI's taxonomy places the organism in Eukaryota, Metazoa, Chordata, Actinopteri, Siluriformes, Pangasiidae.